Molecule: messenger RNA, 1959 nt
Organism: Symbiodinium sp. CCMP2456
Lineage: Eukaryota; Dinophyceae; Suessiales; Symbiodiniaceae
Source: the annotation of a GenBank genome assembly
AUGAAAAUCCGGGCCCUUUGCUUCGCGCUGGGGACCGCAAGUGCCUGGCCGACGGAGUCUCCGCACUACCCGCACUACCACGGGCGGCAGGUCUUCAUUCUCAACGGCUCCUGGGCCUUUGCCUUCCUUGGCCAGCAGGACCCUGCCGCCUGGCCACUGCCCGAGCCGGAUGCUUGGGAGCUCGUGGAAGUCCCCGACGCUUUCGACCUGCGGCCGAACGAUCCGAACUGCGAUUGUUGGCCCGCGCGGGAGCAGUGCGAAAGGUGCUGCGAUCGAAGUUUGGGCCACCGGGGCGACCCCGAGUGCUGGGGCGAUCGGAGGUAUCUGGAUGGCGUCUGGAUCUACGAGCAAGGUCCACACUGGCAAGGCUUUGAGGCCUGCUGCAGACCAGACCCUCUGCGGCUGCGCCGCGGCACGGCGCUGUACCAAACGGAGGUCGAGGCCCCGCCGAACACCGCGGCCAUCCUGCAACUCGCUGCCUGCACCAACCGCUGCCUCGUCCGCGUGGACGGUGAGCUCCUCGCGGAUCACGCUGGCCUCUCGCCGUUGGAGGUGGAGGUGCCUCCCAGCGUCGAGGGGCGGCGAAGGAUUCUGGUUAUUGCAGACAACACCUUCAACAUGACAACCCACCCGGUCCAUCAGCCGAAGUACGACUGGUACCAGGCCGGUGGUCUGAUCCGCAGCGUGCAGUUUCACGUGCUAAGAGGGCCUGAGCCGCUGUACAUUGCUUCCGUGGGCAUUUGGCCACGCUCCGAAGCAGAGGUGGAUGUCGAGCUGCAGGCGUCUCCGGCUGCAGCCAAGCAGACAGACCUUGUCUUCCGCUUCCACUUCGAUGACGACAGCCGCUGCAAAGAGGCGGCCAGCUGGGAGCUGCUUGCUGGCGCGACGAUGCGGCUUCGGGUUCCGGAGGCGAGUGUAUGGCACACAACCACGCCCUCCUUGCACCGCCUUUCUGUGGCCUUGUUCCGGGAAGAAGAGAUGCUUGACUGCCACUGUGCUCGCUUCGGACUUCGGACCGUGGGGACACGCGGGGACCAGCUCCUUCUUAACGGUUCGCCCCUGAAGCUUCUUGGCUUCAACCGCCAUGACAUGGUCGACAGCCCGGUGGUCACAUACGACCAGCUGGUGACAGACGUCUUGCUGCUGAAAGACCUUGGGGCCAAUUUCAUUCGAGGGGCGCACUAUCCGCAGGAUCAGCGUUUCUUGGACCUUUGCGACGAGCAGGGCCUGCUGGUUUGGGAGGAAGUCUUGGGAUGGCAGAACACUGUGUCGGACUUUUCGGAUCCCACCUUCAUGGCCCAGAGCCUCCGCAUGGCCGAAGAGAUGGCCCGGGCGUCGGCGAACCAUCCGUCUGUGAUUUUCUACGGCUUCUUCAACGAGGGUGAGUCCUUCGACGAAGGGGAGGCGACCACUUGGGCCUACGAGUCCAUGGCGGCGCAGCUGCGCAGGCACAGCGGCCGGAGUCGCUUGAUCAGCUACGGGUCCAACCAUGCCGGGGAGGACCAGCAGCUGGGAUCUGUGGAUGUCUACGCAUUCCACUUGUAUCUGGCGUGGUACCCAACAACACGGCCAGUCGACAAGCAGGAGGUCGACGAGAUCCCGAGCGUCUGGGAGCAGGUCAGGCUCUGGGCGCUGCAGGCCGGCGAGAAGCCCAUGCUUGUCACUGAGGCAGGGGCCGGCGGUGUCUUCGGAUUUCGGGGCCCCGUGGUGCAGAAGUGGACGGAGGAGUACCAGGCUUUGGUCCUUGGCGCCCAUCUGUCUUCUGUCACCACGAACCCUCACAUCGCAGGUAUCUCUCUGUGGCAGUUCGCCGACAUCCUCGUCGACCGCAGCGUGAGUGAUGAGCAGCAUCGCCCGCGAGGCCUGAACAACAAGGGGGUCUUCAGCCUCUACCGCUCGCCCAAGCUCGGGGCAGCGGCCGUGAAGUCGGUGCUCCAGCGUGCAGAGGGCACCGAGUGA